AUGGCGGACACUUUAGCUCACCCAUUUUACCCCCCCGAUAUCAAUCUUAUUGGUUAUGUUUCCAAUACCAUGAACAUCCCGGCGCUUCUCAGCACCUUCGUUAUUGGGGGCAUUGCCGUUAUCAGCUUCACCUCGGUUGUUCUAAAAAGACUAAAGCCGACGUUAUCGCGUCAGGACAAGGUGCUAGCAGGAUGGUUCGUCUUCACUGGGUGUAUACACUUCCUUUUAGAAGGAUAUUUUGUGUACAACCACAAGACAAUGCCUCGCAUGCUAGAUCUCUUUGGCCAGCUGUGGAAGGAAUAUGCUAAAGCUGAUUCUCGGUAUUUGACCAUGGAGCCAUUUGUGCUUUGUAUGGAGUCGAUAACAGCCUUUGCAUGGGGACCACUAUCCUACUUUACAGCAUGGAUGAUUGUCGCGCAGUCCGCAUACCGCCAUCCAACACAGAUGCUUGUCUCUGUAGGCCAGUUCUACGGCGAUGUCCUGUAUUACGCAACGAGCAUUAUGGAGGACUAUUAUCAUGGAAUAUCUUACUCCCGCCCUGAGACGUAUUACUAUUGGGGAUACUUUAUUUUCCUGAAUUCUUUUUGGAUUUUUAUUCCAGCCUUAUGUAUCUACCAAAGCUACUCGGCAAUGGUUGGAGCUUUUCGACAAUCUGCCGGUAACUCUGUUAAAAAGACUUUGUAA
Messenger RNA from Aspergillus tanneri, 684 nucleotides. Its product is annotated as EXPERA domain-containing protein. Gene Ontology annotation, cellular component: membrane; endoplasmic reticulum. The transcript is spliced from 4 exons. NCBI's taxonomy places the organism in Eukaryota, Fungi, Ascomycota, Eurotiomycetes, Eurotiales, Aspergillaceae. Gene Ontology annotation, molecular function: cholestenol delta-isomerase activity; steroid Delta-isomerase activity; C-8 sterol isomerase activity. Bases 1 to 684 code for a protein of 227 amino acids. Gene Ontology annotation, biological process: sterol biosynthetic process. The record is from RefSeq and is a predicted model, not a curated record.